Aspergillus mulundensis is the source of this 1677-nucleotide messenger RNA. Its product is annotated as fungal specific transcription factor domain-containing protein. The coding region runs from base 1 to 1677 and encodes 558 amino acids. The transcript is spliced from 6 exons. Gene Ontology annotation, molecular function: DNA-binding transcription factor activity, RNA polymerase II-specific; RNA polymerase II cis-regulatory region sequence-specific DNA binding. The record is from RefSeq and is a predicted model, not a curated record. NCBI's taxonomy places the organism in Eukaryota, Fungi, Ascomycota, Eurotiomycetes, Eurotiales, Aspergillaceae. Gene Ontology annotation, biological process: positive regulation of transcription from RNA polymerase II promoter by galactose. Gene Ontology annotation, cellular component: nucleus.
AUGACUAAAGUACGCAAAAUUGGAAGAACGGAGGUCGCCUGCGCCGAGUGCCGGCGCCGGAAACUCAAGGUAGCCGUGUUCAGCUCCAUCAGUGCCGGUUCGCAGUUGACGACUUGCAGUGUGAAGGAACAYGACCGAGUUGCUCUCGGUGUCAAGAUCAACAACUCGAAUGUCUUUAUACGCCGCCUCAUGGCAGUGGCCGGGAGCCGAUAUGACUUGAUGAAGAGGAUAGAGAUCCUCGAGGAAAAGCUGCGAAGUGUCUCUACGACACCUUUGAACUCGGGAGAUGAUAGCGCUAUCGCCAUGGAUAGACAGAAGGAACAAGAGUCUCCUAGCCAGCGAACGGCCGUAGACGAGGGUGUGCCUGUUGACAUACUCUCAACGCACGCCUUGACGGAAGCAUCAGAUAGCGAAAUCGGAUAUUUCGGUGAGUGUCACCAUUCUCAUCUAGCAAAAAGUCUGACAGCCAGCAAAGGACCUACCUCUAACUAUGCCAUGUUUCGACUGCUCUCGAAAAUCUUCGCUCAAACAAUGAUGAUGUACCUACCGGCGAGCGGUGCGGCACAGGGCCUGGAUCCGUGCCAUCAUUGUGCCCAGCGACAUUAUGAAGCAUCCAAUGCGGGGAAUGACAGUGCGAUAGCAGCAGCAGCCCCUGCAAAUAGCGAGCUGUAUGCACUACCGCAAAAAGAUGACGCCGCGACACUUCUCAACGGCAAGCCGGCUCUACUAGAGGAGUACCAUAAAUCGGUCGACCAGCAACCACCGAGGUUUCGAAAGGUGCUGCUCGCAUUGCUGAACAUUGUCUGGGCACAUGCAGCCGCAUCGCUUGGGUCACCUCGGCAAGAAACGUUCUACGAGAGGUCGGUCGCGCUGCUUGACUCGAGGACUCUAGAACGUCCGAGUUAUGAGCUAGUGCAAACGCUGCUCCUGAUGGUCGAGUACAAGCAGAACCAUCGGCGCUCGAUAUCCAGCUAUACAACUCAUGCGCUGUGUGUCAAGGCUGCGUUUCACAUCGGGCUUCAGUCUUUGGCGGCCGCCAGAAAGCCAGAUGAGAAUAUCCUCCGCUGGCGUCUGGUGAUGGGGUUGACGCAAGGCCGACCGUUCUUGAUACCGCAAUCCCACAAUGUGGUCAACGAUGAGAUACCCAGCCCAAAUAUUAGCGACCUUUACGUCGCCAAGGUUGUGGCGUCUCAUCCCAUCAUUGAACAAGCCGUGGAAGCCUUGUACAACGGUAACUUAGAGCGGGCAGAGCCUCCCAGAAUGCAGACUCUCUCCCAAUGGGCCGAUCUAAGCUGGCAGAUCGAUGUGUGGUCAGACAGUUUGGCCUUGGUCGGAGCCCUGAUAUCGCCGUUCGAAUUAUCAGCGCCCUCGAAGGGAACAGAUGGCCGUGUCGCUGCUCGAGUACACUUGUCCAUCCAAUACUAUCGAAUGCGGAUGCUUGUCAACUUUCCUUUGAUCUCACAAUUUCUCCUGUCCCGUGAGGGAACUUCCCUCGGGCCUCGUACAACAGACCAUAUGAGGCAAAGUUUGUCUCAAAUAGUCCAGGAUGAUGGCGAUGCUGUAGGAAAGCUACGCGGGAUAAUAUCUGCGCUCAGUAACGCUGAUGAUGGCUUCACCAGCUCGUUCGCUAAACGACUCCUAGUCUUCAGAGCUCCGAGGGGCAUGGGCAGAGUUUGA